This is a messenger RNA of Plasmodium malariae, 3933 nucleotides long. Its product is annotated as conserved Plasmodium protein, unknown function. The coding region runs from base 1 to 3933 and encodes 1310 amino acids. The transcript has a single exon. Lineage: Eukaryota; Apicomplexa; Aconoidasida; Haemosporida; Plasmodiidae. The record is from RefSeq and is a predicted model, not a curated record.
AUGAAUGUGAACAGUUCUGGUAAUAAUGAUAAUAACAACGAACAAAAUAAUGACGUUUUAUGGGAAUCGUUGUAUAACGAUUUUAACGAAAUAACAAACACGAAUAAAAAGCACUUUAACUAUAUUGAAAACAGUUUGUACAACUUUUGCAAAGGAGUCAGCUCAUCGGAAAAUUUAAGCUACGAUGUAAAAAGUAGAUCAAAAAGUGUAUUCUUAAGUGAUAAAAAAAAAGGGUACUACUACAACAUGAGUAGUACAGGAGAUAACGACACAGGGAGUAGUAGAAAUAAUAUAAGUAACAUCAAGAACAAUAACAGUGACGUUAUGGAUGGUUGGAGUUCUUCGAACGGGGAAUUAUUACUGAACAGAAAUCAGCACAAGGAAGGGGAUUAUAUUUUUAGUAGAAAUAACAGUAAUUAUAGCAGUAAUAGUAAUCCCAAUAGUAAUCCCAAUAGUCAUCAUAAUAGUCAUCAUAAUAUAUAUCGUAAUGGUAGUAACAACAUUGUUAAUAAGAGGAGCACGAACCUAAUGAUGUUGCACGAUGAUAGUAACACCGACUACUCCAAAUUGCCUUAUCAUCAACACAGUUAUAAAAUCGAUGAUUUCGAAAUAGAAUAUUUUAAAAACAAUUAUUUUAAUGUCGAUAGUGAAUAUUUAAAAAAUGAAACAUAUAUUAGUUGUAAUGAUAUUAUGAACAGUGACAAAACAAGAAAUUCUGAUAGCUUUAACCAAACAUCUUUUCAGUUAAAUCAUAUGUCGAAAAUGUCGAAUACUAAUAUCUAUAAUUUUGAUGAAAAAAAUAAUGCAAGCAGUAGUAGCGAGUUGAGAGAAGGAAAAAAGAAUGUGUUUAAUCUAAGCAAAUAUAAAAACGGUAUUGGCCAUAUCAAUAGUGUUAGUAAUGGUAGUGCCAUUAACGGUAUUAACGGAAGUGCUAAUUUUGCCAACAUUGUUAAUGAGUAUGAAAAUGGUAGUAGCAUUGACUUGACAAAUUUCAGAUCGCACAAAGAAUAUUUAAACAAAAGAGAGGAUCUUACAUAUUUAAUGGGCAAUAAAAAAAUAUAUGAUAAUUUGAAGGAAAACGAAAAAAGAGGAAAGGAUUUAUUAUCAUUUAAUGCGAACUAUAAUGUUGUUCAUAUUAAUGAUAACGUUAAUGCGAGUGAUAACAUUAUUAGUAAUAUUAAUAAUGGCACUUUCGAUAACAUUAGUUGUAGGGAAAAGAACAGCAUUUUGCAUAACAUGUACAAGUACAGAAAUUUUACGGUAAAGUCGGUUGACAAUCUCACGUACCCGAAUUACAGUUAUAAUGGAAGUGAUAAGAAUGAUGGAGACCACAUAAGUAUGAACCACGUUGGUAAUAACAACAACGAAAUUAACAUAGACAAUAGUGAUAAUAAACGUUACAGCAGUUGCAACUCUCUGGAGAAAUUGGACAUGUUGCUGAAAAGUAAGUGUAUUUACCUGAAUAGUGCAGGCGAAACUGGUUCGAUUUUUUCCAAAAAAAAGAAAAAGGAGAAGGAAAAAGGGAAGAAAAAUGAGGAGAAAAAUGAGGAGAAAAAUGAGGAGAAAAACGAGGGGGGAAACGAGGAGGAAAACGAGAAGGAAAAUGAGGAAGAAAACGAGGAGGAAAACGAGAAGGAAAAUGAGGAAGAAAACGAAAAAGUAAACAGAAGUUUUCAUAAUAAUUACAGUAGUUGUUAUAACAACUACGGUGGUAGUAGUAGUGAGAAUUUCAAAAAGUCCUUUUUAAGCUGUGAUAUUUACAAGAUAGACUCGGUCAUGUCUGAUACGUUUAAUAGGAACACAGAAAUGGACAAAAUUGAAUCACCUGCAUCGGAAAAUAUACAAGAGAUUAUUCAUAACGAGUUAAUAAAUAGAUCAAAGAGAUUAUCAGAAAUGAGUAAAAAGUGCUUGAAUGGCUACUCAGAUAUAGACAAUUAUGAUAAUAGGACUACCGAUUCGUACAUAAAAAAAAAAAUAGAUAAGCAUAAUAGUUAUAUGAAUCAUGCAAAAGAUAUCACAAGUAUCACUAGUAGUUACAAUAACAUAGAUGAAUAUUUACACUACAUAAAAUGUUUAGAUGGUGCUAAGGCUGUCAAGUCUAUACCAGUGCACACACCAGUUCAUGGACCAUUUUACCGUAUCAAUAAUAAUAGAAAUCAUAUUAAUGACAACAACGAAUAUAGUUAUAGUAACGAAGAGGAAGAAGAAGAAGUGGAAAAACAGAAUGCCUAUUGUGCUUUUAAUAUAAUGAAAGAAGAACAAAUGAAUAGUAGAAUACACGAACAAAGAAAAGGAAAAAGCGGAAUUGGAAAGGGCGAUAAAACCAAAAGUUACAGCAACAACGAGAGAAGUGAGAAAAAUAAGAAACAUGACAAAAAGGAGGGUAAUCAGAAAAAAUAUAAUAAUAGUAAAAAUAAAAAAAGCGGAGGAAACGGAAUGAGUGAUGCUUAUGAUGUAGAAGCGGAAGACGUGGAAAACGUGGAAAGAGCGAGAGUAGCAAGUGAGGAAAAUUGCAAAAGAGUCAGUAAGUUAUUUGACGCUUAUGAUAAAGAGAAAAUUCUGGAAGGAGCAAGCAGCAUGAACAAAGGGUGUUUCGCUAAUGGAGGCAUUGGAAGUGUAGGUAUAGAUAAUGAGGAUAUUAGGGAAAAAAAAAAAAUUAAUAAUAAUAAUAAUCAAAAGGAUUAUAACACUGAGAGAAAUUCUGGUUUGACAAAAGUAAAAAGAAAUGCGACGUUUCAAAAUGAUAUUAAUGAUGAGAAGGGGCAGGAGCAGAAGCAGCAGAAAGCGGAGCACGAUGAGGGAAAUUGCAGUGGUGAAGAUUCUGACUGCGGCAGUGAUUUUAAUUUGAAUAUUCUUUUCGGAUACUGUGAUACUCCAAAAAACGAAGGAGGUAGUAGUUGUAAUAGUAGUAGUCAACAUGGCAGUGUGAACGAGGGUGGUAACAGCAGUUUGACACAUAUCUACAAAAGCACGCGUUGUGCUCGAAGGAGCACAUACAGUUAUGAAAUGAACAAGGAAGAUGAAGAAGGACCUAACAGUAUCAUUGAUUACAACUUAGAUGAUGUCGAAAUGGAAAAAGGAAAAAAUGGAAGAGAGAGGGCAAAAAAUAAGAGCAGUAAUGAUAACAGUAAUAGCGGCAAUACCACUAGAAGAAACUAUAACAGUAUUGGAAACAACUGUGAUAAGUCGAAGACGAACAGCGUUUUGCGUAAAAUCAUAAUGCACCCACAUUAUUCUGAAAAAUAUUGUUUGGAAAAAAAAGAAAAUUUACCUUAUGCUGAAGAAAUGAAAAUAAGUAAUGGUCAGAAGAAAGCUUUGGAACAGUGUUAUGAUACCAUUAACCAUGCUCAUGAUGUGAAACGAUUAUAUCGAGAAAAAUAUUUUUUACAAGAUUUAUGUGAAAAACGAAAAGUUAUGAUACAAAAAAGUAAAAUCGAAAAUACAAAAUUAAAUGUUGAGAUAAAAUCGCUAUUAAGUUUCAAUAAUAAUUUAAGUUAUGCAUUAAAAGAAAAAGAAGCAGAAAUAAAAAUUUUGAAGAAACAAAAGGAGGAAUUAGAAUUAAAUUUAAUGAAUAGACUCAAAAAGAAUAGUAGUAAUAACAACCAAUAUUCCUUUUUAACCAAUUUCACAACUCAUCAGCAAGAGCAGAAGAAAGAUCAGAAGCAACUACAAAAGAAACAAUAUAAUUAUAGCAAAGAGGGAAAAUUUUGUAGUAAUGUUGAUGAGGAUGAUGAUAGUCUUAUCUCUAACAGGAUGAUGAUAUGUAAUAAAAAUUGCACGAUCCUUAGUAAUGUUAGUGAUGAUAGUAAUAAUAAUACCUCGAUAAUACAAAGUUAUGAAGAAAAAAUACAGGAGCUUAUAAUUAAAGUUAAAAUGUAUCGGACACAAAACCGCGACUUGCAGGAGCAGUUGAAAAUAUUUAUGAACGGGUAA